Molecule: messenger RNA, 1872 nt
Organism: Mesoplodon densirostris (Blainville's beaked whale)
Lineage: Eukaryota; Metazoa; Chordata; Mammalia; Artiodactyla; Ziphiidae
Gene: TMEM237
Product: transmembrane protein 237
Exons: 13
Coding region: 91-1323 (410 amino acids)
Biological process (GO): cilium assembly
Cellular component (GO): ciliary transition zone
Source: RefSeq, a predicted model, not a curated record
CUCCCGCAGGUCCCGGAGGCCGCGGCGUUGCGGGGAGCCAGGCUCGGGCCGGCGGCGGUUGCGCCGAGGGAGCCCGGCCGGCACAGCGCCAUGAAGGCGGACUCAGGGCUCCGGGUGGAGGAGGACCACCCGCGUCCUCCACGAGCCCUUCCACCUGUGCCAAGUGCUAAUCAAGAUGAUAUUCCACUUAGUCAUCCUAAGAAAAAGAAGCCCAGAACAAAACCCACAGUAGCUAGUGCUUCUUUGGAAGGUCUUGUUCAGACUGCUGUUCACAGGCCACCUGAGGGCAGUGAGCCACCAACUAAAGACCUCAUAGAACAUCAAGAAGCUCCUGUUCAAAGGAGACAGAAGAAGACGAAGCUACCUCUUGAAUUGGAGACUGCCUUUACCCAGAAGAAGACUUCUAGUGCAUCUUUAUUACCAAAUGAAAAUGGUAUCAAUGUGGAGCCAGCUGAGGAGCCAGCUAUUCAAAAACCUCGAAGGAAGACAAAGAAAACCCAGCCAGCGGAAUUACAUUAUGCCAAUGAGCUAGGAGUUGAAGAUGAAGACAUAAUUACUGAUGAGCAAAGUAGUCCAGAACAACAGUCUGUAUUGACUGCACCCACUGGUAUUAGCCAGCCUGUAGGGAAAGUGUUUGUGGAAAAAAACCGGCGAUUCCAGGCUGCUGAUCGCUCAGAGCUGAUAAAGACCACAGAAAAGAUAGACGUGUCGAUGGACGUGAAGCCUUCCUGGACCACCAGAGAUGUUGCACUGUCAGUGAACCGGGCUUUCAGGAUGAUUGGUCUCUUUUCUCAUGGCUUCUUGGCUGGCUGUGCUGUGUGGAAUAUUGUUGUGAUAUAUGUUUUAGCAGGAGAUGAGCUUUCUAACCUCUCAAACCUUCUGCAACAAUACAAGACGUUAGCAUAUCCAUUCCAGAGUCUUCUCUACUUGCUUUUGGCUCUAAGUACAGUUUCAGCUUUUGACAGGAUUGACUUUGCUAAAACAUCAGUAGCAAUCCGAAAUUUUCUUGCCCUGGAUCCAACAGCUUUAGCAUCUUUCUUGUACUUUACUGCACUUAUAUUAUCUCUGAGUCAACAAACGACAAGUGAUAGAAUCCACCUUUAUACACCUUCUUCUGUUAAUGGUAGCCUCUGGCCAGAAGGAGUCGAGGAACAGGUUCUCCAGCCAUGGAUUGUGGUGAAUCUGGUGGUGGCCCUUCUGGUUGGAUUAUCUUGGCUUUUUUUGUCUUAUAGGCCAGGCAUGGAUCUUAGUGAAGAGUUGAUGUUCUCCUCUGAUGUGGAAGAAUAUCCUGAUAAAGAUAAAGGAAUCAAAGCCUCUUCAUAGUGCCAACUCACCUUCAGAGUAAUUACCAAGUAUUUAGAAUUUUUCCCAUUCUUGUUUUUAAAUGUAUUUUUAUAAGAUAUUUACAGAUGUAUUUGGAAUUGAUUUUUCGAUUAUAUAAUACUGAAGAAUUUCUCAGGAUUACGGAAAAUGCUAAAAUUGUAUCUGUGAUUUAUACCCAAACAUUCAUUUCUAUAGCAUUAUUGUCUUUGUGACAAAGGAGAUGCUGAGGUAGAAACCAGCAGGUGAAAGUGUUUAUUUCCUGUUUUCUCAAAUUAGUUGCAUUUAUAAUCAUUAUCUUUAAAAGUACUGUAUACAGUGCUUUUAAAAAAGCCAUAACUUUAGUGUUACAGAAUAUAUAUAAGGUUUAAACAUAAAUUUAGGGAAUAGAGAAGAAGGGGGGAAAAAGGACCUUCAUUAUUUAUUUUUCAUGUCUCCUUACUGAAUAAAUUGAAAUAUGAAAUUUGUUUUUUUUGAAACUGGUUCAGUGGUUGUGUAUCAUGUAAUAAGUCUAAUGUAAUGUAAUUUAGCUUGAAAGAUGCUUUAUUUCAU